ACACGAGAGUAGCUUCCCUUUCCAAGAUGGACGAUUAAUUGUUUACAUUCACGACGAAAUAAAUACCUCAUAUGGAUAUCGAUAAAAACUGAGCUUUACAUACCUAUUUAAUGGGUUUCAGCCACAUUUCAGUAUGAGCGGACGCGAUCUACGAUCUUUUGUAACAAAUUAUAGAUCUGCAGAAAUUGAUAAAUUAGCCAGGAGAGCAACUGAUGGGUUGGGUAGCAACAAAUAUAAAGAUGUUGACUAUUAUAAACUCAGUAAUCUAUCAUCCGAGAAAAGAUUUACAUCCCAUAAAUUUUCUAUGAAACUGGAAAAAAUUGAAAAACUGUGCAAGCGUAAUAAAGAGAACAAUUUAAUUAAACAACACAAAUUAUUGUGGCAAAAGGAAUUUCUUAAGUUAAAUCAUGCUAGGAAGAAAAUUCAAGCUGAAAUUGAUGAACACAUGAGAGACAAUAGAACAGGUAUCUGUGCCCAGGUUUAUAAAGAGUUUGAAUAUUACAAUAACAGACUAGAACAUGAUUUUGAAAGUUUUAAGAAGCAAACAGCCGAACCAUUAUGGAAUCUACGGGAAGAUUUAGAAUAUUGGUUAACAGAAAAUAAGAAGAGUUUAUCUGAAGGACAUCCUGAAGCUUUAGAAAAACAUGAGGAAGUUAAAUCUACCAUAGAAUCAGUGGAAAAACAACAAGCUGCCAUAUUUCAACAUUUACAGGGUGAACAAAUAGCUCUUGAAAAAGAACUUAAUUCAGAUGAAAUGCUGGAUUUAUGUCCCGUUCAACUAGAGAGACGUCCACACAUCAAACAGGGUAUACCAGAUGAAGUUAUACAAUGUUACUGUCCAGAUGAAAACUUAAAAACCUCUGUUCUAAACGAAUUCCUUCAUUUAGAUGCCAAAUAUUGUCAUCGUAUUGAAGAACUAGAUAGAAAGCAUACGCUAGCGAAAAGAUAUGAUAUGUGUGGUGAUUGGUAUGAAGAUGAACAUUUUAUAUUUCUGGCUGUGUAUGACCAAUAUCCAUGUGAAUUAAACAAUCGUAGAAAUCUUCUUCUAGACAGACUUAAACGUCACUUACCCAAUAAAACCAGACAUGAAUUGAUAUCUCAUGAAGAUUGGUGGCUAGAUUAUAAAUAUUACCAUGAACGACUAAGAGGUGUAAUGUUAGAUUGGGCUAGAGAUAGAAAAGAACUUCUUAAUAAAGCCUAUUUGAUAUUUGAAGAAGCACAAAUUGUCCAUACUCUAGAAGAAAAGAAGUAUGACCAUAGAAAUCACCAAAAAGAAAUAUGUGAUGCUCUCUUUAAUAAGGUUUUAAAAUGGAGAGAACAGAAGGAAGAAGCUAUGAAACUUGAAGCUAAACUAGAAGAACAACAUAGACAAGAACUUGUUGAACGAAUGGAACGAGAGAAGGAAAGAGAAAAUAAUAAAAGAAUGGAAGCAAAAAGCAAGAUAAACAGUUAUCAAGAAGAGAAAGAAAGAAGAAGGAAUGAAGAGAGUGAGAGAGAUAGAAGAAGAUUAGAAGAAUUAAAUCGGUUGUUAGAAGAACAGGCUGAAUAUGAUAGAGAACGAGUAAAAUUUCGUAAAGAACAAGUAGAUGAGAAAAAUGAAGAAAGAAAACGACAGAUUUUACAGCAAGAAGAGGAGGAGAGAAAGAAAGAAGAAAGACUAGAAGCAUUAAGAGAAACUGUUAGAAUUACAGCAGAAUCUGAUCCAGAAAGAUUACUCCAAAAUACUGAGGCAUGGGAGAGUCGACUAACUGAAGAUGAAAAUGUACCACUCGAUAUACAGAAACCAUUAUUUAAUGUUCACACUUUUACAUCUAAUCAGGUCACAUCAGACCCUAGAAUAAGAAUAGAACAAAAAUUACGGGAAGCUGGUCUCCACAAUUCUGAGUAUGCUAGAAAAAUUUUAUCAGAAGUGAAGCCACUACACCCACCAAGGAGAGAUAUGAUUUCCACUGUAUUUAAAGAUUGAUUCAUAUCAAAUUUAUAUAAUGUAUAUAAUGCUAUUCUGGUGCAAUGUUGUGAUUGAAUAUUGUUUGAAUUAAACAUACAUUAUGCAAAAGCUAAAUCUGCAUAUUCCAGUCUUUCUUUGGGCCUUUAUAAAUGUUAUAUAAACUAUUAAUUAGACAUUAAUGAUUAAUGUGACAAGACCAUAAUCAACUCUCGAAUGUGUCCGAUUUUAAGUACAUUGUAGAUUAGAACGGUUUGGCCAUUUAAUGAUUUAAUUUAAAAAUGGUGGUUCAAUAAAUGCACACAUCUGGUCAAACCUUCAAAGGCUAAUAUCUUCACUUAGAAUAAAGUAAUUUGAAUGAUAUUUUCAAUAUAUUCAUUUUGUAUUAUCUAUUUUUGAACUAUUAUAGCAAGAACGACCAGCUCUUUAUCUAAUCUUACAUAAUGCUUCUUUAAUGAAAUGGAAAAAACUUAAUGAAAUAAAAGGGGUUUUAGCCUCUUUUCUGCAACAACCAGACUAAGAGAGGUGGCCAGGCAUAAGCCAUGCAGUGUGCUAAGAAGGAUUUUUUUCCCAUAUGUGGAGCUAUGGCCUACUCUUGGUUUUUUUUUACUGACCAACGGUCCAAGGGGAUUGGUAAGGGGUUGCCAUUGGUACCCCCAUUGUUUCUUUUGUCCCUGACAAGGGGGAACCAGACUGGAAAAUCCAGAGAAACUUUCUAGGAACACACCAGGAUCGAACCAGAGAUCAGCUGUUUAGUGAGCCAGUGCCUAGCUCACUUGGCCAUUCAUUAUAUUGAGUUUUAACCAUUCCUAAAUAUUGAGACCAGCUUGAAUCCUGUCCUUGACCCCCAUAUCAUUGUUCAUGUUAUAGUGAGAAUUAGUGGUCACAAUGAAUGCAGAUUUUACUUUUCGAAAUGUCAAAGUCAAUGUUAAACAUUGAUUCAAUUUAAAUGAUCAACUUUGGGAUUGUUUUCCGACAUUUUCAGUGGACGCUUCCGGCAGGCCCCCGGAGCCGUUCACUUGAUUUGAUACAUAUAUAUAUGGUUGUUGUUAAUUGCUUGCAAUGCUUGUGUAAGUUGUAAGUUGUCUAAUAGAUUUUGUGUGUGUGGUGCAGUCCUUCUGCACAUACUAAUAAAAAUAAUGAAUCUUUCAAAUCAAUAUUUACCUUCAUUGUUUAUUUAUUUUUUUUAAUAUUACUGGUUUUCAUUCAAAUAAAAUUGAAUAAAUGUA
This is a messenger RNA of Patella vulgata (common limpet), 3174 nucleotides long. RefSeq names its product coiled-coil domain-containing protein 148. Lineage: Eukaryota; Metazoa; Mollusca; Gastropoda; Patellidae. The transcript is spliced from 12 exons. The record is from RefSeq and is a predicted model, not a curated record. The coding region runs from base 134 to 1966 and encodes 610 amino acids.